AUGGGUAAGUUUUCGAUGUUAACAUUAAGUUGACUUUGAAAGUGUAAAAUUUAAAUUGUUAAAUAUGUGUUGUUCUCACAGAUUGUUCAGUUUGUUUUAAUUAUAAUUUCGUUAAAUAUUCGUUGAAAAAUUCUAAAUUAACUAAGUAGAGAUAUGGUUCAUUGAACAAGGACACAUAACCUAACUCUUCGAUUUGCAGGUAAACCUCGUGGUUUGCGUACGGCACGUAAACAUGUAAAUCAUAGACGCGAUCAGCGUUGGAAUGACAAGGACUACAAGAAAGCUCAUUUGGGAACGAGAUGGAAGGCCAAUCCAUUCGGUGGUGCUUCUCACGCGAAGGGUAUUGUACUAGAAAAAGUUGGCGUAGAAGCUAAACAACCGAACUCUGCUAUUCGUAAAUGCGUGCGAGUGCAAUUGAUCAAAAAUGGGAAAAAAAUUACGGCCUUUGUACCUAGGGAUGGCUGUUUGAAUAACAUCGAGGAAAACGAUGAAGUAUUGGUUGCAGGAUUUGGUCGCAAAGGUCAUGCUGUGGGUGACAUUCCAGGAGUACGAUUCAAAGUAGUGAAAGUUGCUAAUGUUUCGUUGCUCGCACUGUAUAAAGAAAAGAAAGAGCGACCUAGAUCGUAAAAUAUGUAAUAAAAUAAAAAAAGUAUAAAAAACAUUUUUUUUUAAAUUACUACUUUGUUGAUAUCCAUGAACAUUUUUAUUUUUAUAAAAGUACUGAGAAUUUAACGUUUUUGAAAAAUUCCUAGAAUAAAAUUAACAAGUAUCCAUGCAUAUAUUCGUAGCUUCUUCAGUAUGUGUAACAGUAUUUCCAAUAAUUUCAUUUAAUGGAGUAUUUAAUUUUUUUGUCUCUUUUGGUAUAUUGGUACUCAAUAUUUCUUCCUUUGCUUGUAGAAACUAAAUAUUGAAUAAUUUUAAUUUAUAUAAAUUAACGCUGCAUCAUAUCAAAUAUAAAAUAGUAUAUAAAAGUACAAAACCUGUAUUAAAGAAGAAAAAUUUGUAUAUAUAUUGUUGAUAUCAGCAUCCAUGGAGUAUGAGUUAUUCUUUACACUUUUCAUAUUAAAUUUUAACCAUGAAUCAACAGAUGAAUAUGCUUCCAUAAAAUUUUUUUUUUCUUCAUUAAAUAACAAAUCUAGAUUAUGAUCAUUAGCUUCCUUUUCAUCCUAUAAUUUAUUUAAUUUUGUAUAUUAUUUUAAAACAAAAAUAUAAAAUAUACAAUUAUAUAUAAAAUAUAUAUAUAUAACUGUACAUAAAAUAUAUAAUGAUACAAUUAGCAAAGAAAUGAUUCUGAAUACGAAAUAAAUUUAAAAAUUUGCUUUUUCCAUCUCUAGCUCAGCUUUGAAAGAAUCAUUUUCUUCGUAGUUGUAACAUCAGUUAUAGAUCAUCUUGUAUACAUUUUUAAUGAUAUUACUUCUGAAACCUGUUCCAUUACAUGGUCUUCAUUUUCAGAUUUACAAAUAGGUGAUGAUUCUUCAUGUUUAUUUAGAUUACUCUGCAAAUUUUCAAAAUAUUGCAUAGAUUCAGAAUAAUUUAAUUUUGGUUCAAUAUUACACAAGAAUGUAUUUGGAUCUUCAUUGAUAUAAACCUAAUAUAAAAUAUGUACAUAAAUAAGCAAAGUCAUAUACAUAUUUGUACUGUAUUUGUUUACAUACAUUUAAUAUAUCGUCAAUGGAUUCUUUUUCAUUGCAUUUAGUAUCAGAAGACUGAAGAAAUAAACAUUUUAUAAAAUCUAAUAAUAAUCUCAAAGUUGGAAGUUGUUCUUUCCAUGGACAAUUUCCCUGUAAAAAAACAAUUUAAGUUUCUCUCUGUGCAAAUAACACAGAUAAAACAAACUACAAACCAAUAAUAAUUUCUUAUCAGUACAAAUCCCGAUUUCAGAAUAAGAUUUUAAUAGUUCUUCUGCAAAAAACGAAAAUUUCAUAAUGAAUAUAUUAAAUAUUACUCAUAUACUACAUUACAUUAACACUAAUUAUGACAAAAAUAAACCUUCUAAAGCAGCGCCUUUUAAUUUUUGAAAUUUGGAAGCUAUCAGUGGGGACUUUUCAGCUAAAAGCCAAGAUAAUAAUGAAAGUCGAUUUUUUCCACUUAGAAUUGUUAUUUCUACGUUGUUUGCCAUAACUGUUGUAAUUUUUGGAUAUUUUAUUUGUAAUAAAGUAUUAUAAAUAUCAGUCAUUAAUUCCUCUACAUUACACAUUGUUGUAAAUAAUAUUCUAACUUUAUCAUAUAAAUUAUGUUUAAUUUUAUAUUUAUUGUGAUUUUUAAUAUAGUUUAAUGUUUUAACACUUAGCCAAUCGCUGCAACACACCAAACUGUACGCUAUCUACCGCGCGAUUCUUCGCAAGUAACGCAGACUAUUUGAAAGACAAAGAAUAUUUAAAAAUUAUUUUUAUGGAUAAUUAUAUUUAGUGGUAACGAUCUUGUAUUACUUGUUGUGUAUACAAAACAUGAAAUUAAAAGUAUAUAACAAUUAUUUUUUGUAGUUUAUGCAAGAAAGAUAUGUAAUAGAUAUUGAAAAUAAAUAAUAUUAAAGAUAAUUGAAGAUAAAUAA
Messenger RNA from Heterotrigona itama, 2551 nucleotides. The record is from the annotation of a GenBank genome assembly. NCBI's taxonomy places the organism in Eukaryota, Metazoa, Arthropoda, Insecta, Hymenoptera, Apidae.